Molecule: messenger RNA, 1110 nt
Organism: Nerophis lumbriciformis (worm pipefish)
Lineage: Eukaryota; Metazoa; Chordata; Actinopteri; Syngnathiformes; Syngnathidae
Gene: naa50
Product: N-alpha-acetyltransferase 50, NatE catalytic subunit
Biological process (GO): mitotic sister chromatid cohesion
Cellular component (GO): NatA complex
Molecular function (GO): acyltransferase activity, transferring groups other than amino-acyl groups
Source: RefSeq, a predicted model, not a curated record
CGUUAGUGCGCAUGCGGGGGUGAAAGGUUGACGGUCGUGCGGCGGCUAAGCUAACAGCAUCGUAACUAGCUACAUGUGGAGGGUGAAAGGGAAGCCAUCCAGUCACAUUUCCCCGCUUUUAGCGGCUACAACUUCCUAGUUUAGCCUUGUGGAGGAUCAAAGGUUGUCUGUGCGCACAAUGAAAGGUAGCCGCAUCGAGCUGGGGGACGUGACGCCCCACAACAUCAAGCAGUUGAAGCGUCUGAACCAGGUCAUCUUCCCUGUCAGCUACAACGACAAGUUCUACAAGGAUGUGCUGGAGGUGGGCGAGCUGGCCAAGCUAGCGUACUUCAACGACAUUGCGGUGGGGGCCGUGUGCUGCAGAGUGGACCACUCUCAGAACCAGAAGAGGUUGUACAUCAUGACGCUGGGCUGCCUAGCGCCCUACCGGAGGCUCGGCAUUGGUACAAAGAUGCUGAAUCAUGUGCUCAACAUCUGCGAGAAGGAUGGCACUUUUGACAACAUUUACCUUCACGUGCAGAUCAGCAACGAGUCGGCCAUGGACUUUUACCAGAAGUUUGGCUUUGAGAUCAUGGAGACCAAGAAGAACUACUACAAGAGGAUAGAACCGGCAGACGCCCACGUCCUGCAGAAGAGUCUGAAGAGUGCGGCCAGCCAAGAGCUCCAGAAGACGGAGUGAACUGUGACAAACACAAAGAAGGCUAAAAGCAGAACUCAUUCGGGGGGGAAUCUAAAUUUGUUUUGGGGAUUGGUUGUUUUUGUGCAUAUUUGAUUGCUUCCCAGCCAAUUGACAAAGAGCCCGCCAGGUUGUGUCAGUUCAACAUGUUUUCUUUUAAAGGUCUAUUUUACAUUGCACAGCUUGAUGUUUCAGAGGUUCUCCUGGGUUUGCAACAUCUAAGUCUUGGCUUGUGUUGAAGGGCCUUCAGCACUCCACCUUUGCUGCCUUGCCCGAGGGUUUCUGCCGGCUCAUGUCCACCUUCUUGGCCCCAGAGGAAGCUCUGACUCCACAUGCAUGUAGUAUCAGCAUGCUUGAAGAAUUUUAUCUUUACUGGAGCUCUAUAUUGUAAGACUUUUUAACCUGGAAAUAAAGGAAGUACUAUUUGCAGUAAA